CCAGGCCGCCGGCGGCCAGCGCGGCCAGCCGGAGCAGAUGAGCCUGAUCCGCCGGUCGGACGCGCCCGGCCAGCCCAGGCCAGACUGGCACCCGCCGUGGAAGCUGAUGCGGGUCAUCUCGGGCCACCUGGGCUGGGUGCGCGCGCUGGCCGUCGAGCCGGACAACAAGUGGUUCGCUAGCGGGGCGGGAGAUCGGAAUAUCAAGAUCUGGGACAUGGCGACGGGCUCGUUGAGACUGACCCUCACCGGUCACAUCUCCACCGUGAGGGGCCUCGCUGUCUCCCCUCGUCACCCAUAUCUUUUCAGCUGUGGAGAGGACAAGAUGGUUAAAUGUUGGGACCUUGAGACGAAUAAGGUGAUACGGCAUUAUCACGGGCAUCUUAGCGGCGUGUAUACCAUGGCGCUGCACCCGACGCUGGACGUGCUGGUCACGGGGGGGCGGGAUGGCGUGGCCAGGGUGUGGGACAUGCGGACCAGGGCCAACGUCCACGUGCUAUCCGGGCACACGGGGACGGUCUCGGACCUCAAGUGCCAGGAGGCGGACCCGCAGGUCAUCACGGGCUCGCUCGACUCGACGGUCCGGCUGUGGGACCUCGCGGCGGGCAAGACGAUGGGGGUCCUGACCCACCACAAGAAGGGCGUUCGCGCGCUCGCCACGCACCCGACCGAGUUCACGUUCGCGUCGGGCAGCACGGGCAGCAUCAAGCAGUGGAAGUGCCCCGAGGGCGCCUUCAUGCAGAACUUUGAGGGCCACAACGCCAUCAUCAACACCCUCUCCGCCAACCACGAGAACGUCCUCUUCUCCGGCGGCGACAACGGGUCCAUGAGCUUCUGGGACUGGAAGUCCGGCUACCGCUUCCAGGCCCAGGACACGGUCGCCCAGCCCGGCUCGCUCGACGCCGAGUCCGGCAUCAUGAGCUCCGUCUUCGACCACUCGGGCACGCGGCUGAUCUGCGGCGAGGCCGAUAAGACUAUCAAAAUUUGGAAGCCUGAUAAUGAAGCGACCCCGGAAACGCAUCCCAUUGUUUGGAAACCGACUAUGGCGAGACGGAAAUUCUAGAAGGUUGGAGGUUAGGAGUUGGGUGUCUGGCUUCAAAAUUGAGCGAUUGUGCUUGCUUGUAUGUACAUUUCUGUAAUGUGUGCGUGUCUGCACAGGACAAAGAGGGAUGGAUCACGGAAGUAGAUAGAAAACACCCAAUGCAUCCUCAGGCCGUCCUUCCUAAUCUACACUGGGA
Messenger RNA from Phialemonium atrogriseum, 1235 nucleotides. RefSeq names its product WD40-repeat-containing domain protein. The record is from RefSeq and is a predicted model, not a curated record. The transcript has 3 exons. The coding region runs from base 38 to 1060 and encodes 340 amino acids. Lineage: Eukaryota; Fungi; Ascomycota; Sordariomycetes; Cephalothecales; Cephalothecaceae. Gene Ontology annotation, molecular function: protein binding. Gene Ontology annotation, cellular component: precatalytic spliceosome; catalytic step 2 spliceosome; Prp19 complex. Gene Ontology annotation, biological process: mRNA splicing, via spliceosome.